AUGCCUGACGAUAAAGAAGCACCAGUAUACACAGCGGAAAAGAUUCUACUUAAACGAAUACGAAAAGGAAAAACUGAAUAUUUAAUUAAAUGGAAAGGAUGGGCUGCUAAAUGGAAUACUUGGGAACCCGAGAAGCAUAUUUUAGAUAAGUUACUUAUUGCGGACUUUAAUAACAGAAAUCGGAAACGUCAAAAAAGUAAAUCUGUAGUUCGCAAUAGUGUAAAUAAGCGUGAUGCACCAAUAAAAAGCCGUUCAAAAAGUACAGUUCGAACACUGCGCCUGCGUAGUUCAACAUUAUCAGAUGUAUCCACAUCAGCAAUUGUUUCUCCGACAACAAAUGAUGAAAAUAAUGACGAUGAGGAAGCUAUAGAAAAGAAAAAGUUUGAUAACGAUCGAGUUGAAGUAUAUACACUUCGAUCCAAUCGAACAGAAAAAAUUGAAAAAAAUCAAACAGAUCUAUCUGAUUCAUCGAAAGAAUCUGAUCAAGAUGAAGACCUACAAGAAGAAAAAAAGUCAAUUGCUGCUGAAACAUCAAAACUAGAUGAAUCUCUAAGAGAAUUUUUAUGGCAGCCAACUAAAAUCUUAACAUCAACAACAACAAUAACUGAAGUGACUGAUCAAAAUGGUGUAACAGUUUUAAUUCGAGAGCUCAAUGAUAUUCCAGCAUCAAAUAUUAUUAGUAGAUCAUCACGUUUUCUUGGCUAUGGACAUGGAGGUCGUGGGGGAAGACACUGA
This is a messenger RNA of Rotaria socialis, 735 nucleotides long. Lineage: Eukaryota; Metazoa; Rotifera; Eurotatoria; Philodinida; Philodinidae. The record is from the annotation of a GenBank genome assembly.